Messenger RNA from Botrytis fragariae, 1420 nucleotides. RefSeq lists its product as uncharacterized. The record is from RefSeq and is a predicted model, not a curated record. The transcript has 4 exons. NCBI's taxonomy places the organism in Eukaryota, Fungi, Ascomycota, Leotiomycetes, Helotiales, Sclerotiniaceae. Bases 258 to 1067 code for a protein of 269 amino acids.
CUUUAAGAUUCAAUUGUUUUUCAAUAACUAAUCAUAUUGAAAUAAUCCUUUGUUGCUUUGAGAAAUCCCAUUGAUAAUCUUCACUAUCAUCCUUAUCAUCGUUGCCUUUUAUACGACAUAGGGACCUGUACCUCUUCAAAGCAAAGAAAAGAACAACUUAAUUCUCGAAAUACAUACUACUACAUUACUACACCACACUACCAUCCAAUUCCCCAAUUCCCAAACUCCCCAAGAAGUUCAAGUUCCCAUCUUUCAAAAUGGCAAUCAUCUGGGGUCUAGAUCUCCGGGAUAUGCAAUGGGGAAAGUUCAAGGGAGCUUAUAUGUUCAACCACGUUUAUCAUCUUCGCAAAACCAAGAUGAUCGUAUAUCAAAUCGCCAUGAUUCUAUGUGUGUGUUCGGAAUCGGUUGGGACGGCGGCUCUAAGUGAUUACGUCGAUCAACGAGAUGGCAUUAAAUCGCGUUACGGAUAUCAUACAUCAGUCCGAGACAUUGUUGGAAUUUUCUCCUUCAACAUCUUUGUCGGUAUAGCCGUCGCAACCAUUUUUGGUUCCGGUUUCUUCUUCGAUCUCUUCUGGCCCCAGCGUCAUGAAUCCAUCGCAGUCAAGAAAGCAUGGAAGAUUUGUUCGGUCUUGAUGUGUUUUCUUACUUUCGCAGAUGCUAUUGCUCUUACCGUCAUCGUAGCCACCCAACGCGCAACGAUCGAUGGAUUGACAAACUCCGAAGCACAACAAUAUUUCGAUUUGAACGGUCCCCCAAAUCCUAUCUACCGCAAAAACGCAUAUUGUGUUGCUUCCGUCGUCCUCCUAUGGCUCGGUAUGCUAGGCACGAUUGCUAGUACAUAUAUCAUGUGGAAAUCCCUCGCGCAUGACAAGGUUCAUGGACCAUUUGCCAGCAACUUCGGUCCCAAAGAUGAACCAUGGCAAAUCCACACCAAAUCUGCUGCCAUUGAUACCAACAGUCCAUCGAUGGCCGAAUCGGGUAUUGGUGAGCAACCCAUCGCUGCCACCAAUGGUCCAGCAAUGACUCAACCAACCAAUGGUCAUCAAACCGUUCAUCACACAACUUAAGAUCCAUUGAUCUACAUACUCCAACAAAACUAAAUAUAUGAAAUUCAUAACCGAAAACCAAACGAGGAGAAACAGAAGCGGAGAAACAUUUAUACCCCACAGCACGAUAUUGAAUGAGAUCAAUAUUCUUUUUGGAAAGGAAUGAAAUGGCAGGAAAGGAAAGGAAAGGGAAAGGGAAGGGAAGAACGAUUGUGUUUUAUUACGUCACGCAUGCAGAAGGAAAUGAAUGAUACCAGGCAUGGAAUUGGAGUUGGGGGGUUUUCUUUGAAUAUUAAUCACUUUGGUUCAUGAACUAACUUACUUACCCACCUACAUAGGUCAAGGGAGGAUAGUUCAUGGUAAUGAAAAGCGUG